CCACUCUAAAUUAUUCAGAAGAAGAGCUUUGAUUAAAAGACCCAGAAAAGAAAAGCAAAAAAAAAAAAGAAAAUUCUCUCUGAAUCCAUGGCAGCCUCAGCAAUCCAACAAUCUGCCUUUAUUGGCCAAACUACUUUGAAGUCACAAAAUGAAAUUGUUAGAAAGGCUGGUGCUUCCGGUGGUCGCUUCACCAUGCGUCGCACAGUCAAGAGUACUCCGCCAAGCAUAUGGUAUGGGCCAGACCGCCCAAAGUACUUGGGCCCAUUCUCCGAACAGACUCCGUCGUACCUCACCGGAGAGUUCCCCGGAGACUAUGGCUGGGAUACCGCUGGGCUCUCCGCCGACCCAGAGACCUUCGCAAAGAAUCGGGAAUUGGAGGUGAUCCACAGCAGAUGGGCUAUGUUAGGUGCAUUGGGUUGUGUCUUCCCCGAAAUUUUGUCGAAAAAUGGAGUCAAGUUUGGUGAAGCAGUUUGGUUCAAGGCAGGCUCACAAAUCUUCUCUGAAGGUGGUUUGGACUACUUGGGCAACCCUAACUUGAUUCAUGCUCAAAGCAUCCUUGCCAUUUGGGCAAGCCAAGUUGUACUCAUGGGCUUCGUCGAGGGCUACCGGAUCGGCGGAGGUCCAUUGGGUGAGGGCCUAGACGCUAUCUACCCAGGCGGAGCCUUCGACCCAUUAGGCUUGGCCGAUGACCCCGAUGCAUUUGCCGAGCUCAAGGUGAAGGAGCUCAAAAAUGGCCGGCUGGCUAUGUUCUCCAUGUUCGGUUUCUUCGUUCAAGCUAUUGUCACCGGGAAGGGCCCGAUCGAGAACUUGUACGAUCAUCUCGCUGACCCUGUGGCAAACAAUGCAUGGGCCUAUGCCACCAACUUUGUUCCUGGAAAAUGAAAGGCCUAAAUGUAAAUCUUUCCUGGGUGGUGUAACAGUAUGAAUGUCGAGAGUUCGGUCUGUAUUGUACUACUUGCUUUGUAUCUGUUCAUCUGUAAGAGCAUAAAAAUUCUACCGUUGCAGUUCUAAAA
Molecule: messenger RNA, 1013 nt
Organism: Dioscorea cayenensis subsp. rotundata (Guinea yam)
Lineage: Eukaryota; Viridiplantae; Streptophyta; Magnoliopsida; Dioscoreales; Dioscoreaceae
Product: chlorophyll a-b binding protein 5, chloroplastic-like
Biological process (GO): photosynthesis, light harvesting in photosystem I; response to light stimulus
Cellular component (GO): plastoglobule; chloroplast thylakoid membrane; chloroplast envelope
Source: RefSeq, a predicted model, not a curated record